AUGGCCACUGUUCACGUAUUUGUAGGACAGUGCGGCAAUCAAGUCGGCACGGCAUUUCUGGACACGGUUGCAUCCGAGGCGGAGGCUAGCGUCGAUGAAGGCUACCAGAUGCGUGUGUCAGCCAUGCACUUUCGACCUGCGCUGCGACCGCCGCCGGCGCGGCGCCACCAUCAGCGCUCAGCAACGGGGCCGUCGCGUGAGCCGUCCGAGGCGGCGAGGCGCAUAGGACACCGGCAGUAUUACUCCUUGUCUUACUACGCGCAAGAGAAAGAGCGCGCGGCGAUGGACACCUCUCUGCCCCAGCCGCGGUGUGUGUUGGUGGACAUGGAGCCCAAAGUGAUUGCCGCCACAGUGCAGCGUGCUAACGGGCAACUCGAGCAGCACAAAUCCUCUCCUUCGUCCUCUUCUUCCCCUUCACCGCAGUCUGCGUCAAGGCGCCUCUAUUCCCUGGCGCCGCAGCAGUGUGUGACCCGCGGCGAAGGCAGCGCCAACAACUGGGCCUUUGGGUACCACCAGCAGGGACAAAGCCGUCGUGACGCCAUCGUGGAAUGUCUUCGACGCGAGAGCGAGCAGCAGGGUACCGUCGUAUCGACCUUCCACGUGCUUCACAGCAUCGCCGGCGGCACCGGCUCGGGUGUCAGCUGCCUCGUUGCGGAAGAGAUCAAGACGAUGUUCCCGCGCUCCACGUUGCUGCACUCCGUUGUGUGGCCGUUCCGUUGCGGCGAGGUCGUGACGCAGUGGUACAACGUUGUCAUGGCGGUCAGCACUCUGGGUGGGUUGGCGGACGGCGUAUUCAUCGCCUACAAUGACGCUAUCGCAGAGGAACUGAAGGGUGCGCGGGCGAAUCGCGGCUUCAAAGAUGCCGGGGAGGUGUCCUUCCAGCUCAUUAACCAGCGCAUCAGCGGGGUGCUCGCCCCGCUUCACCUACCGCAGCUUCUCUACACUCUCCCGUCUCCCCAGAAAGACCUCUCGAAAAACCGCAUCCUCGGCACGGGCAGUGGAGCUGCCCGAGGCGUCUUGGGGAGCGGCCCGACUGGCUGCGUCGCGGAAGGCGCGGCGCCGCGGCGGUACGCCACUGCCAGCGAUGUCAUCGAGGCCCUUUCACUGGACCCGGCGAUGAAGUUCUUCACAGGCUCGCUCGCGCCGCAGAUGGUCACUGGCUCCACGACGUGGGCUGCGGUGCUCGGCGAAGCGGCUCGAACGGCACAACACAGCUUCACUGCUCCGAGUGCGCUGGCUCCGUCCGCCGACACGGGUUUCUCGCGCUCAGAAGGGAAAGCAAUGACUGAUAGGGUAGCUGAUGCCUCCGCGUUUUACAUGCAGCACCGAAGCUGCUUGUGGGCUAUUCGCGGGGUUGCGGCGCACACCGACGGCAUCCGUGAGCUGCGUCACCUCAUGGCCGACAUCGCCUCGUCGCCAUUUCCGAUGACGUCGCUCUUUGUCAGCCCGGCGGAGGAGUGGCGCGCGACACCGUCGUACACCCGGCCGGACCACAGCGUCACCUUGUACGGCCCCACACCCAUGGUGGGCGCGUCGCUGGCUGAUGCCGCUGGCCGCGCAGAGGAGCUGCUCCACGUCGGCGCUUUUGUGCACCACUUUGAGCGUUACGGGGUCUCAAAGGCGGAGCUGCGCGAUGCCGCGGCCGUGUUGUACGACACAGCCGCUGCCUAUCAUCUCUAG
Leishmania major strain Friedlin is the source of this 1680-nucleotide messenger RNA. Its product is annotated as putative delta tubulin. The coding region runs from base 1 to 1680 and encodes 559 amino acids. The record is from RefSeq and is a predicted model, not a curated record. The transcript has a single exon. Gene Ontology annotation, biological process: mitotic cell cycle; microtubule cytoskeleton organization. Gene Ontology annotation, cellular component: cytoplasm; microtubule. NCBI's taxonomy places the organism in Eukaryota, Euglenozoa, Kinetoplastea, Trypanosomatida, Trypanosomatidae. Gene Ontology annotation, molecular function: GTP binding; structural constituent of cytoskeleton.